GAGCGUUACCAAGAUUUGGAAUCGUCGAUCCCUUGUCCAUGUCCAUCCGGCCCUAUAUACGCACUCCGGGCGAAUAUGUAUACGCACACCAGUUCCGAGCGAACAGGUUUCUGCCUACGUACCGGCGUGCCACCAUGAGGGUUUCCGUCGCUGCGCUCCUCGUCGUCGUCGUCGUGCUCCACGUCGCGGACGCCACCGUCCUCCGGCCCCAGAAGCUCUUGUUCCCGGCCAUUUUCAGCUUCGGUGACUCGUACGCCGACACCGGCAACUACAUCAUAGAGGUGGAUCCCAGGCCGUUCAACUUCUCACCUUACGGCGACACCUUGGGCCGCCCCACCGGCCGCGCAAGCGACGGCCUCCUCCCCGUCGACUUCGUCGCGAAUGCUGUGGGCCUGCCUCUCGUGCCGCCGUACUUGGACAGGAGCCAAGACUUCAGCAAGGGCGCGAACUUCGCGGUCAUCGGGGCGAGGGCGCUGGACCAGGCCUUCUUCCUGGAGCAGAACGUCACCUCGCCGGCGGCUCCGAUGAACAGCUCCCUUAGUGUCCAGCUGCGGUGGUUCGAGGAGCUCAAGCCGUCGCUUUGCAAUGCCACAAAACUAGAUUGCGAUGACUACUUGGGCAAGUCCCUCUUCUUCGUGGGAGAGUUCGGCGGGAACGACUACCUCGCCUUCCUGUCCGCCAAGAGCGUCGAGCAAACGACGCAAACCUUCGUCCCGGUCGUCAUCAACGCCAUUGCCGCCGCUGCAGAGAGGCUCAUCCAGCACGGCGCCAGGCGCAUCGUCUUGCCGGGGAACAUACCCAUGGGCUGCCUCCCUGCCAUCCUGACGCUGUACCCGAGCCCGAACGCGUCGGACUACGACAGCUACGGGUGCCUCGACAAGUUCAACGCCCUCGCACGCUACCACAACGAGCUUCUCCGGAGGUCGGCGCGGGAGCUCCGAGCCAAGUACCCGCGCGCCGCGAUCGCCUUCGCCGACUACUACCAGCCCGUCCUCGCGUUCCUCACGGCGCCGGCGCUCUUCGGUGAGAUCGAUCACGAGUCCACCCUAGCUAUAGCUACCUGUUGGCAUAAGGCCAACACACGAAAGUUGUGUGGGUCGCGAAAAGACCGAACGGCAGUAUACUGCCCAGACUGGUCAGAUCGGGCCAGCAAACCGGUUAGACCGGUUUCUAGGGUUUUGCCUGGAUCGAUUGCUCGAGGGGAUAACUACCACGCUUACGUGAUGGAGGACGGCUAUGUUUACGAGCAAAUUAGCAAAAUGAUAACCAACACACUUACGUGGUGAAGAAAAACUAGUUUACAAGCAAGCUAGCAAAGGCUGUCAAAGCUCUCACUCGGGAGGGACCCCGUUAGGACGUGGACGUUGCCGGCGUGCCCUAAGUCGAUCAGCAAGUCUAGGACGCCAUCUCUGGUCGUGGAGAUUAGUAGACGAACAGCAAGAGAGGUUGGAAAAGAUUUAGGAUUUAGGAGAUAAAAAGUAAGUGCAUAGUUGUUUGAUUUGAUUGGGUUGCACUCAAUCGGCCGUGGCCCUUUAUAUUUAUAGGGUGAGGAGGUCUUGCCGGAGUAGGAGUUAAAGAUUACACAAAUCCUGUGUCAAAAUACAACUAAUAACUCGAAUUAAGCUGGUCAAACCGGUCAGACCGCCCAUCCAAACUGGUCUGACCGGUCUGCGCAGAGCUGAAUUUUGCUAGAGCCAUAACUCUCUCAUCCGGAUUCCAAAUUGAACGUUCUACAUAUUCAUUUCAAUCGUCUCGAUGAGAUCUACACAAUGGUGAAGUCCAAUCAUAAAUUUGAUAAUGUUUGUAAAAUCGGUCUGACCGGUUUGUAGACCAAUUUGUCCAAACCCAUGCCCGACUUAUCCAUUCAUCGUACACAUCCUGCUAGCUUGAACAAUGAACAGAGCUUGGAACCAGCUGGCUCUGAGACGACUG
Molecule: messenger RNA, 1932 nt
Organism: Setaria italica (foxtail millet)
Lineage: Eukaryota; Viridiplantae; Streptophyta; Magnoliopsida; Poales; Poaceae
Product: GDSL esterase/lipase At5g45910
Exons: 3
Coding region: 39-1286 (415 amino acids)
Molecular function (GO): hydrolase activity, acting on ester bonds
Source: RefSeq, a predicted model, not a curated record